AUGGCAACCCUGACGUCACGGGGGCGCGCUUUGCGGCAGGGCGCGAAGGCUCGGCGCGACACUCGGUGGAGCUUUGCGGCAGUACCGGCGUGCGGAGCCAUGGCGGACGAGGAGGACCCCACAGCGGCGGCGGCCGGGAGCGGCAGCGAGAGCGAGGAGGGGGAGGAUGGCGGGCGGCGGCACCGGCAGCUCCUGGAGGCGAUCAGCGCCUUGUCCGGACGGAAACGGCGGAAGCUGGCGGAGCGGUCGGAGGCGACCGGGCAGGUGUCCGAGUUCAAUGUCACCUGCAAAGGUGCUGGGGAAAAGCUGGUUCUGUCGGAGCUGCUGCAGCCCAUCCAUCCCAAAUCCACACUGGGCAGCGUGAGGAAGGAGCUGGCCAGAGUGAAGCAGAAGGCGGCGGUGGAGCUGCCACUGAGCAAAGAGGAGGCCAAGAGGGUGGUGAGGGAGGCUGCCUAUGUCACCACCUCGAAGGAUGUGGGGAAGUGGCAGCAGGUGGUCCUGCAGAACCGGCGUGCGGAGCAGCUGGUGUUCCCCCUGCGGCAGGACAUCGCCACCGUCACCCCUCUGGAGAGGGCCACCUCAGCGUGGAAGGCUCGAACUCCACUGGAGCAGGAGAUCUUUGGGUUGCUCCACAAGACACAGCAGCCCAUCACAGACCCGCUGCUGACAGCAGAGGAGAUGGCCUCGCUGCAGGCCAUGAGCUUGGAGGAGGCACGGCGCCGGCGGGCAGAGCUGCAGAAGGCCCGGGCAGUUCAGUCCUAUUACGAGGCCAAGGCUCGGCGGGCGAAGCGGAUCAAGAGCAAGAAGUACCACCGUGUGCUCAAGAAGAGCCGGAGGCGCCAGGCCCUGAAGGAGUUUGAGCAGUUGCACAAAUCGGACCCUGCGGCCGCCUUGGCACGGCUGGAGGAACUGGAGCAGCUCAGGAUGCAGGAGCGGAUGAGCUUGAAGCACCAGAACAAGGGAAAAUGGGCCCGAUCCAGAGCCAUUAUGGCUAAGUAUGACCUCGAGGCCCGCAAGGCCAUGCAGGAGCAGCUGGCCAGGAACAAGGAGCUGAUGCAGAAGGUGCGGGUGGAGCCGCCCGAGGAGGAGCCAUGUGAGGUGCCCGAGGGGGACACCACAGCCCUGCCUGUGCCCACCGGGGCCAGCGGGGCUAAUCCCUGGAUGCUGGGCAAGCCCAGUGGCCCAGGCCCGGAGCCUGAGGUACAGGAGGGUCCAAGAGAUGACACAGUGCCUGGUGCUGUGGAGAACAAGGAUGAGAUGGAGGAGCAGGAGGAGGAGGAACUGUCGGAAGAAGAAGCUAUGCUGCAAGACUUUGAGCAGAAGCGACGGGAGCGGACAGGGAACCCCAAGGGGCACAGCGAGGAGCAUGGUGCUGCUGAGGAGCCCAGGGACAGCCCAGUCCCCCCAGUCUGUGUCAAGGAGCCCAGGGACAGCCCAGUCCCCCCAGCCUGUGCUGAGGAGCUGGUGAGUGCAGGACCAGAGCCACCCCUUCAGGCCCAGGAGCAGCUCCUGCUCUCGGAGCAGCUGCACCGUGUGCAGACCAUGGAGGAUAUGGAGAAUCUGGCCAAGGAAGAGCCUGUGGAAGAGCAGGAGAAGCUGGUAGCCCCAAGAGCAGGGAAGCGAGCGCGGCAGCAGGAGGAAGGCAGAGCUGGGGACAGACAUAGCAAGAAAACAGCAGCCAAGAGGAAGAUGAUCAGCCUGGAAGCUGUGCUGGAUGGCAAGCCCCAGGAGAUGGACUGCCCCAUCCUGCCUGUGGUCCUGGAGGAGGAGGAGGGUGGCAUGGAGCAGCAUGGGAUGAUCACAGAGGCCUUUGCUGGGGACGAUGUGGUCGCUGACUUCCGCCGGGAGAAGCGCAAGGCGGAGGAGGCGGCGAAGCCGCAGCCGGUGAACCUGGUACUGCCAGGCUGGGGCGAGUGGGGCGGCACGGGGCUGAAACCCAGCGCCAGGAAGGUCAAGAGGUUCCUGAUCAAGCCGCCACCGGCGCCUCCGCGGAAGGACCAGCACCUGCCCCACGUCAUCCUGAGCGAGAAGCGCAACAUCCACGCGGCGGCGCAUCAGGUCAGCGAGCUGCCCUUCCCCUUCGAGCGGCACCAGCAGUUUGAGCAGAGCAUGCAGACCCCCGUGGGCCCCACGUGGAACACUCAGCGUGCCUUCCAGAAGCUCACAGCCCCACGAGUCAUCACCCGCACCGGCCACAUCAUCCAGCCCAUCUCAGCCGAGGACGUCCCUGACACAGCCCCUGGCAGCGGGGCCAGGCUCAGGGGGGAGGCCAUGCCCGGGAGGAAGGCUGAGCCCGGGAGGAAGGCUGUGCCUGGGAGGAAGGCUGUGCCUGGGAGGAGGGCUGUGCCCAGGGGGAAGGCUGUACCCAGGGGGAAGGCUGUGCCUACGGUGAAGGCUGAGCCCAGGGGGAAGAUGCAGCCCCAGCACAGCAGAGCAAGGUAGCUCUGUGUGGUAGCUCUGUGUCUGCAGUUUGGGGGCUCAAACUGGAGCAAGUGGAAGAAUCAGGAGCAGCUCCUGGUUCUGUCCAGUUCCUUCUACCUCUUUCUCUGCAAUAAAACCCAGGGCUGGCCUUCCUGUUCUGUCUGCAUGGCUGCCUUGGCAGUGUCCAGGGCUAGGUUGGGCUGGUGCCCUCCAUCCUGUCCUUGGGGUCUGUGCGGGGUUGGGUGCUUUGGUGGAGUUGACGCUGAGAGCUCAGUCAAAAUCUCACAGUGGAGCACAUCUGGGCGCUGCUGAGGGACUGGAAUAGUUGCCAACAUCCUGUCCUGUGCCUGUCUUUUAUAUCCCCAUUUUUGUAUCUAUGUAGAUUUUUAAAUCUUGGCCAAAUGAGCUUUCUGCCCACCUUUUCACCCUGACCCUGGACUUGGGGUGUUUCUGAGGUCCACCUGCACUCCCAAAAUACCUGCUCAUCCCUAAUAAACCUGAUCACCUG
Molecule: messenger RNA, 2929 nt
Organism: Cinclus cinclus
Lineage: Eukaryota; Metazoa; Chordata; Aves; Passeriformes; Cinclidae
Gene: UTP14A
Product: UTP14A small subunit processome component
Exons: 14
Coding region: 1-2442 (813 amino acids)
Biological process (GO): rRNA processing
Cellular component (GO): nucleolus; small-subunit processome
Source: RefSeq, a predicted model, not a curated record